This is a messenger RNA of Ciona intestinalis (vase tunicate), 1874 nucleotides long. Its product is annotated as cytochrome P450 2B19-like. Gene Ontology annotation, biological process: xenobiotic metabolic process. Lineage: Eukaryota; Metazoa; Chordata; Ascidiacea; Phlebobranchia; Cionidae. The record is from RefSeq and is a predicted model, not a curated record. Gene Ontology annotation, molecular function: heme binding; steroid hydroxylase activity; oxidoreductase activity, acting on paired donors, with incorporation or reduction of molecular oxygen, reduced flavin or flavoprotein as one donor, and incorporation of one atom of oxygen. Gene Ontology annotation, cellular component: intracellular membrane-bounded organelle; cytoplasm.
AAUAACUUUACUGUUGCGGUUGUUUUGCGAUGGUUGCAAUAAAGUCUAUACCCACAGACAUAGAAUUUCAGGAGUUGUGGUUAUACAGUUUGGCGUAUGUUAGAAUGCAUUGUUUGUAACAUUAGCUCACUAAUGUUUACCAUAUCCUAAUUCAUAUAAUAUGCUUGUUUUAACAGAAGGCUAUCCAGAAAUGUUUCCCAUAUUUUUUGAGUCGUUUACCUCUAAUUACAUCACAUCCUGCUUAACCGGGGUUUGUACCCUUGUUUUGUUCGUGUAUUACUACUGGUGGAAAUUGCCCCACCCACGGUACCCACCUGGGGUGAGGGGAAUACCCGUGUUGGGGGCUUUACCCUUUCUCGGUAAAUUUGCGCACAAAGACAUCAUGCGGUGGUCACGUGAGAAGUAUGGACCUAUAAUGUCUGUGAGGUUCGGGCAAAAGGAUUCGGUUGUUUUGAACGAUUAUGAAUCUAUUUACGAGGCUAUGGUCAAACAAGGUCCAGCAUUUCGGUCACGUCCAACCAUGAAACUGAUUACCUCUUACUCGAAUGGCUACGGGUUUGGUUUUGCUGAGGGACACACCAAAUACAUGGAACUCCGACAUUUUACAUUCAAGAUAUUACGUGGGUUUGGAAUUGGUGGUCGAUAUUUGGAGGACCGCAUCUCAGAUCUUGCGCAAGAACUUGUUCAAGAUUUUAAAAAAUUAGAUGGAAAAGCAACUGACGUGAGGAUGAUAGUUGCAACCACCAUUGGAAAUGUUAUCGCGAGUAUUGUUCUUGGAAAGAAAUAUCAUCCAAAAGAUAAAGAUUUCCAACGUCAUCUCCAGCUAAUACUUAACAAUUUUGGAAACGAAGAAACUGCAAGCUAUAUUCUAUGUAUGAUGUAUUUUCCAUCAUUGCGUCAUAUUCCACCAUUCAAGAACGCCUGGAAGACGUUUAUGGAUGAGCAUUUUGAACAACUGGGUUUUUGCCGGAAAGAGAUUGAAGAACACAAGAAUAACCUUAAUGUGAAUGAUCCCAAAGAUUUUGUCGAUGCUUUCCUUGUUGAAAUGAAGAAACACUCACCUGAAGGUUCAUGGUUCCAUGAAGAAUCUCUCAUUCUUUGUGUGAUUGACUUGUUUUUUGGUGGAACCGAAACAAGCACAAGCACAGUAAUGUGGGCGAUGGUUGUCCUUAUCAACUUUCCACAGAUACAAGAGAAACUUCAUAAAGAGAUAGUCAAUGCAACAGGUGAAGCACUUCCAAACUUGGACCACAGGAAUGAACUUCCACUUUUCCAAGCUUUUAUUCAAGAACUUUACCGAUGUAUGACACUUGCACCACUGGGUGUUCAACACCAAACCACAAAGGAUGCGGAUAUUGGCGGAUACUGUAUCCCAAAAGAUACAGUGGUGUUAACAAACAUUCAUGCUGUCCACCACGAUCCCAAAAUCUGGAAGAACCCGAGCGAGUUUAAUAUUUAUCGUCACAUCGACCAAGACGGGAAAUUCAUUCCUUCGAGAAAAAUGAUCCCGUUUGGAAUCGGAUGCAGAUCCUGUCUUGGUGAGAAGUUGGCAAGGAGUGAAGUCUUCCUACUCCUUGCCAACAUCAUCAAAGGGUUCGAUAUCCUUCCUGAUCCAGAGAGCAAGGAGCUUCCCGACUAUAAAGAUGGAAUCAACGGAUUUUUAUAUGUUCCCUAUGACUAUAAACUUGUUGCUAAACCGAGAACCGUUAAUAUAUAAUACUAAGACGUUGAAAACGCUACAUUUGACGUCUGCCAAAACGUCCUAUAUAUACUCACCUAUAUUCCUAUCCCUAUUUUAAUAGCCUCACUUACCCUAUUUAGCAACAUAUGUGGUAUAUUAUUAUCGUGUAAAUACAAAACAUCAUGUAACUUCG